Molecule: messenger RNA, 900 nt
Organism: Porites evermanni
Lineage: Eukaryota; Metazoa; Cnidaria; Anthozoa; Scleractinia; Poritidae
Source: the annotation of a GenBank genome assembly
AUGAUGAUGGCUAUUACAUGUACGCUAUGUCCGCUGGCACGAGAUUACACCGGGCUUAUACUAUACGCUGUUGGCUUUGGAAUGUUCGACGGAUGUUUUAUUUUGCUUAUUACUAUUACCACCUGUGAUUUAGUCGGGCCUGAAAGGUUACCACAAGCCUUAGGAACUCUGUAUGGGGUUGUAUCACUUCCUGUUAUAUUUGGACCACCCCUGGUAGGUAGGUUCGAUUUUUCUUUUGCAAGGGAGUGUCCAUAGGAGAAGUUUUGGGACUUUGAUGCUAUUGAUUCAGCAGUCUUAACUUUAUGUUAUCUAGAAUUCAUUUAAUGACUGAUGUUGGUCAUCAGAGCCGGAGUAGAAAAAACAUUUUGACCAUUUAUUUCGUCACUGCAUUGGCACUUAGUUGAAUUAAGUAAACCUCAAAGCAAAGUUUCCCUCUUGUCAGCCUGUGACGAUUUCAUGUGUAUUUUAAAGACUGAAAAAAACCUGCGUCUUGCACGGUGCAAUAGGCUUGAUUUCUGCCACUCUCUGUUGUCUUUUUUGUCUGCCAGGGUCUUUUUGGGGAAAAAGCGCACAGUCAUUUCCCAUAAUCGAACCCAGGUGCGGCCUCCUUUGGUGCGGCCUGGAAUCAUUUUCCCGCGAUAACCGGACGGAUACAAAGAAAAUUAAAGUAAAUUAUAGUUUACUCGAAAUUAACCUUUUUUAUUCAAACAUUAAACUAUUGCAUAUUCUUUCUCUUCCAGCGUAUAUUUUCGAGAUAACCGGCUCAUACAGGGACGCUUUCUUUGUUGCCGGAGGUGCCAUAGCUGCUGGAUCUUGCAUUCAUUCUCUAACUGGACUGGUAUUUCUGUCAGAAGCGAAAGAAAGAGAACAAAUCUGCGAAGAGUGCGGGAAAGAAAAUGA